This is a messenger RNA of Linum trigynum, 2785 nucleotides long. The record is from the annotation of a GenBank genome assembly. NCBI's taxonomy places the organism in Eukaryota, Viridiplantae, Streptophyta, Magnoliopsida, Malpighiales, Linaceae.
CAUUAUCACCUCUUCCCUUCCGUUACAAUAUUAUUCCUGGACGGAGAAGCAGAGCCGCACGCAGAGCUCCGGAGAAAAACUUUGAUAGCUCGAUUCUUGAGCUACAGUGAUCCAAAAAUCUCGUAAGUAAUGCCUAAUUCAUCUAUACAUCGUGAUUUAUAGAUUUAGAGCUUUAAAACGAGUUUUUGGUUCAGGAAUUUCUUGAAUUCCCGAUCUGCCAAAUUAGGGUUUCGGAGUUUCCGGAAGCCGGAUUGAGCCCAAAUUUCAUAUACGAGCUUCCUGCAGCGAGGUAAUCAAUCCUCUAGUUCUAAUCCCUGAAUUUCGGCUAUUAUUUAGGCCAGGGUCCAAACCGCUGAAUUUAGCUCCGGCCAGGGUUUGAUGUGUUUUUAUCGAGAAUUUGACCCGGAGCCCAGAACUAAUAUUGACGGGGAUACUGCAGGGGAUAUUAGGACGAUCUCGGAUUUUAAUUCGGGGUUCGUUCGUGAAAUUGACAUUUUAGUACGGGAAGGUUAAACCGGUGUUUGAACGACCAGAACUGGUGAGGGAUUAGCACGGCAUACCGGGUUUGUCGUAUCACGAUAAUUAUAUUGAUGCUUAGAAUUGACCUAGGUGAACUAGAAUGGCAUGAUUAGGGGUGUAUGGAUUUUUGUGCUAUAUGAUGAACCCUGGACUGUUGUAUGAUAUUAUUGACUUGCCCUAAUCGAUAUGAACUUUGUUUAUGUGGAUGAUUGCAUACAUGUUGCCAUUUGUGGCUUAACUGUUGAUAUGACUUCAUGGUUGUUCGAUAAGGGGUUUUGACAUGGCGUGAUAUUAUGGUUGUAUUUGGAUCCAUAAGUGGUGGAAUAAACUUCCCAAGGUGAUAUUAUGAUUUUUAAGGAGAAUGACUUGCACGAGGGUUUAUCCCGAGGAAGUGCAAUUAUACGACUCCUGAUUUACCUAUGUUGAGCCAAUUGUGGCCUGGUCAAGUACAUGUGCAAGUAACGAAUUAUGAUUAAGCAAGAUGAGACAUGAAUCAUGUAUAAGGAUACCAAAUAUGAGUGUUGUGGUCUCACGGUCAACUACAUAGUAAUUAGGGCUCCCUAUGCUAUUACUCUAUUAUGAUAUGUAUGAUAGUCACACCUCUCAUGUGGUGGUGACUGAAGAAUUCUUAUGAGAUAUGACCACACCCAGAGCGGUGUCGGGGUAUGACUACACCCAUAGUGGUGUGGGGUAUGUAUGACCACAUCCGACGGGAUGUUGGGGUAUGUAUGACUACAUCCGGCGGGAUGUGGGGUAUGUUUCCCGGGAGAGUUAUUAGUAUGGGAGUGGCCAGGUGCCUAUGAUAAAAACAUGAUAAGAUGCAUAUGCAUAAGUCAAGGUGGUUGAUUCUUUUGCCUAUUGGGAUGUCGGAGGGCUGAGAUCCGAUCCUAGUGCUUUGGCUUGUUUGCUAGAUGUAUGGUAGUGGUAUGCUAUGUUAUGAACUCACGAUGCUAUGAUUAUCUCACUCAGCUAUGAGCUGACCCUCUUUUAUUCUUCUUCUCUGCUUAUGCUAUGUGUAAGCAGAUCAUCAUCAGCAGCAGUAGAUAGGUGUAUAGGUGGGAGCUGAGCUAGAGUUGAAGCCAGGAUGAGGUAUGGUCUUCAACUAUUCUGUGCUUGGACUACUACUCGGGAUUUUGGCCAGUGAUCCACACCUUUUUGUAAAAAUGUUUUGAGAACGUUUUUCAUAUGCAUACUAGCUUCUGAUGUAGUGUGAGAUAUCCACAGGUGUGGAAAGUUAAUGAUAUGUGUAUAUUUAUGUGGUUGUGUAAGUUGUGACGAUUAUGGUAUGUAUAAGUUUGGUAUGCAGUUGUGUAGUAUGAAACUGUGACUAUGGCUAUGUAAGUCCAUGUAUAUGGUUUGAGUAUAUAUGUUUGUGAUGAAUUAUUUUGCAGGACAAGUUGCAAGAACUGUUAGCCCAUUACGCGAGUAAUUCAUGUCGAAAUUUUAUUUGGGUAAAUUUUCAUAAUUAAUGUAGCACCCGAGAUUAAUUCCGCUGCAAUUGUGUGAACAAUAUGAUUAGGCAAAACGUAUAGGGUAGGGUGUUACAGAAGAGGAGUUUGAAUCAUGGUGUGCUGCACUUUGGUUCAUGUGGCGGGAACGCAACGCACAAUUAUUUAAUGGACAGAAAAUGAAGGAGGAGGACAUCAUCCCCCGAUCAAAGCUUUUCCAUGAAGAUUAUCGUUCCCACCAAUCUCGGGCCGGAAUACUUUCGGAAGUUGAACAUCAAUCCAGAUGGAUCCCACCCACUGCGGGUCAGGUGAAAAUCAAUACGGAUGCGGCAAUCUUCCGUGAUGGAGGGAUUGGUAGCAAGAGGAUCAAACGGCCAGUUCUUGAUGGCUGCAAAUAAGAGGCUACGUGGAAGCUGGGUUGUGGAAGAAGCGGAAGCAAUUGCAGCAGAAUUCGGAGUGCAGCUCGUGAAACAACACAACCUGAUGAACCCCAUCUUGGAGACUGAUAGCCUUGGACUCGUUAGUAAGAUUGAUGAUGCAAAGCAGAUUGAGUCGGAAAUUGGAGUCGUGUGUCGAAGUAUCCGGCGAUAUCUUGAGGAGUCGGGCUUGGGAUCUUGGCAGCAUAUUCACCGCGAAGGCAAUAUGACACCGCAUUGUAUGGCUGAUUCGAAGUCGCGUUGGGACGAACGAGUAGUUUGGGUUGAUAGUCCUCCCUCCUUUUUGGUUAAUCAGUUAGUGUUGGAUAAUGUAGCCACUUAUACUGGUUAAUAAGAAGUUUCACAGAUUUCCAUAAAAUAAAAUAAAAACAGUUAAAUUAA